This is a messenger RNA of Coprinopsis cinerea okayama7#130, 895 nucleotides long. RefSeq lists its product as hypothetical. Lineage: Eukaryota; Fungi; Basidiomycota; Agaricomycetes; Agaricales; Psathyrellaceae. Bases 344 to 895 code for a protein of 183 amino acids. The record is from RefSeq and is a predicted model, not a curated record. The transcript has 2 exons.
CGAACUGAAGUCGGCAUACUGAGCCCCAUUCUUUGCAAAACAGUUCUCGCUUUGGCGAUGGAAUCCUCAAGCAGUGCGCCCAGGUUUACUCGGUUGAUAUCCACGACCCCGCCAAAGGAUUUCGGUUAGAAGCGGAACUCAACCUUUACAAGUCAGGUCGCUGGUGAUUCCAACCUCUGAUCUCAGGAAACUACAUGUAUAUGAAGGUCGAGACCGGCGGGGCACCCAUAGCGCCAGGAAAGCGAAGAGGUAAGGUAUUGGUGUGGAAUUACCGUCCCGGAACUGUAGCGCGUUUGGAUCCGGGAAAGAUCGGGUGUCGAUUGUUCAUGAUUCCCUGGUGACGAUGAAAGUGGACGUGCUGGCUGUAGAGAUAAAAACCUUCGACAUAGCACCGCUGCACAAGCGUGUCGACUUCCCGGAUCUGAAAAACCUCCCCAUGGCCACCAUCCCGGCAAAGUCGAAAAUGUUCAGAUACAGGUUUGCCAUGGUGGAGGACUUCACCAUGAUCCAUUCCCCAGCCCGGGCCAGUGAUUGCGAGGAGACGCUGCCAGCCGUGGUAAUCAUGGAGGGAGAUGACACUGCUGAAUCAGACGAAAGCGACUGGGGCAUCCGUGCCAAAGUCAAGGUAGAAGCUCGCCCCUCCUGGGGCUUGGAACUUUAUUCAGUCGGAGUGGACAAAGGGAACGAGGAAGAGGAUACGGAUCGUGUGGGGACAUCGUCAGCGAUGCGGCCGAUCGGUGUAACGGCCAGUUACACGGGACGCCCCCGCUUCUAUAACAGAGACCACGAUAGGCUCCCCCAUCAAUUUGACCAGUGUGCUUCCUACACCGAGCACCACUUUUUCUUCGUUCCAAGACAGGUAAUCCCAGAGUCGCCUCACAGGGUCGCGGAAUAA